This is a messenger RNA of Prunus avium (sweet cherry), 3563 nucleotides long. RefSeq names its product zinc finger (CCCH-type) family protein / RNA recognition motif (RRM)-containing protein. NCBI's taxonomy places the organism in Eukaryota, Viridiplantae, Streptophyta, Magnoliopsida, Rosales, Rosaceae. Gene Ontology annotation, cellular component: nucleus. Gene Ontology annotation, molecular function: metal ion binding; RNA binding. The record is from RefSeq and is a predicted model, not a curated record.
UUUAUUUAUUCCUUUUUUUGGCACAGCGUCAUCUCUCUCAAAAUUCCUGUUUGCUCCGCACAGCUCCAAACCCCCAAACAAGUCACAGUCGCAAAACCUCUUUCUCUCGCAUAUUACCACCCCGCCAAAUCUCUCUCUCUUUCUCUCACGCAAAAGCUUUCGUUCGAUAGACCCCCUCGAUUACCUCAUUUUUACGAUCCUUACCCCUACCCGUUCCCUCUGCAACUAUGUUUCUUCCCGAAAUUGCCUUCCAUGACCUCCGUGCAUUGCUCCGCGCUCCGUAGCGAAGUUGAAUCAAUCUCUAUGUAUGAAGCUUUAGGAGGCAUUUGUUGCUCAAUUCUUUUAGAACACUCGGUUCUUUCACUGGAGUAUUUAUAGACAAACAAGUAAUUUGAUUUCUGCACUGGGAAAUUAGGGCUAUUGGUGACAUAAAACAACAUUCUAUUGAUUUCAAGGGAUCAAAUGGAGUUAAAAGUAUCAUCUCCAAAACCAGGGGGCCUUUCUCCUUCUGAUUGUAUUAGUGAUCCUGAGGAAAAGGAAGUCAGUGAUGAUGAUGAUGAUGAUCGAAACCACAAACAUCGUAGACGAGAGACUCGUUCUCAGUCGUUGGAGAGAGAUACUCUUGACCAAGUUAUAGCAAGGCCAUACAGAAAGCGAAAUAAACCUUUUGCAAAUGGGAACUCUUUCAGGGAUAAUGACUCUCAAGCAAGUACAACAUGGAGAAAUUACAAUUCCACUUCUCAAGACUUUUCUGUAAAAUUUGAUAAAAGACGCCCGGGAUUAGCAUCACUGCCUCGAGCACCUUUCGAUUUAAAUCAAAGAAUCCGCGCAAACCAAGGAUUUCCUGGAGACCCUGGUCUUGGUAGGGGAAGAGGAAGAGACUCUGGAUCAUGGGGCCAACGCGAUUCUAGGUUCAACUCGGAUAUUGCUUCUCAAAUCGUUCAGCAGGGAUCCAUUCCUCCAAAUCUUUUUGCUGGACGCGGAUUACCAAGUGUUUCCAGUGCACAGAAUGCAUCCUGGAAUGCAUUUGGAUUGAUUCCAGGAAUACCUAAUGGUGCCAUGGAUACACUACAUUCCAUUGGUUUGCAAGGAACACUCAGACCACCAAUCCAUUCUUCGAUGAAUAUGGGGAUUCCUCGUCAAAGAUGUAGAGAUUUUGAGGAGCGUGGAUUUUGUCUAAGAGGGGAUAUGUGCCCAAUGGAGCAUGGUGUGAAUCGGAUUGUUGUUGAAGAUGUCCAGAGUCUUUCUCAGUUCAAUCUCCCUGUAUCAAGUGCACACCUACUGGGAAAACCCACUGGCCCUGGAUCUCUACCAUCACUCAGUGCAUCUUCAGCUGCAUUGAUGAAUAGCAAAGGCUUACACGGAAAAACAAGCAAGUCUGCUGUCAAUGAUGAUGGUUUGGGCUUGAACGGUCCAUAUUCUGGUCCUGGUUAUCUGGGUGGAGCUGAUUUGUAUGACCCUGAUCAACCCCUGUGGAAUAAUAAUGGUCCUGAAACCUCAAAUGCCCUUCUAGGCCUGCAAUCACCUAGGAAUGAUGAAAUUGAAUCUUUGUCAAAUGAUGAUCCAUCUGAUCGUCAUCAUGCCAGGUUAGAUAUUGCUGAUAAUGAAUGCCCAAUUAGAAGCGUUGGGACAGCUGCCAAUUCACAGAGUACAAGUGUGUCCGUGUGGGGUAGAAUUGGCAGUUCAAAAAGUAAAUUAGAUGUGAAGGAGAAAAUUGAACCUACAAAUAAUUCUUCAGAUUAUAUUGAGAGUGAAACUAAGGAAGGUAAGGAGGCAUUAGUCAGCAUUCAAAAUCCACCACGUCAAGGGAAGCGUAUCAUGGCAGAAGAUGGCCCAAAAGCCAUGGAUUCAUCACCCAAGACACAUUUUGAUCCUACACGUAACAUUCGGAAACCAUCUCAAAAAGCAUUGCGUACUCUAUUUGUCAAUGGCAUUCCCCAGAAGAGCAACAAAAGGGAGGCUCUUCUUUCUCAUUUCCAAAAGUUUGGAGAGGUCAUUGACAUUUAUAUUCCAUUGAAUAGUGAACGAGCUUUUGUCCAGUUUUCAAGGAGGGAAGAGGCUGAAGCUGCUUUAAAGGCGCCUGAUGCUGUAAUGGGUAACCGCUUUAUCAAGUUGUGGUGGGCUAAUCGUGAUAGCAUUCCUGAUGAUGGCACAGGCACUGCCAGUAAUUUUCCUGGUUCAAUUCCACCCCAUCCAACAGUUACUAGUAUAAGCAAAGAUAAUCUUCAAUCUGCUGCUCCAAAGAGUAGUAUUGUCCAUACAUCUGAUGCUUUUCUACCUUCCGCUGAUAACUCCAAGCCUGUCAUCUCAAAUGGUCCCAAGGCCCCACCUCUGCAGAAAAAGCUAGAGAACUUAGAACAGUUAAAGGAGGAACUUCGCAAGAAACAGGAAAUGCUGGACCAGAAACGAAAUGACUUUCGUCGCAAAUUGGACAAACUUGAGAAACAAGCUACUGGACCCAAGGGUGAGGCAGACAUAGAGCAAGCUGCUAAGAGACCCAAAGUGGGAAUAACAGCUGAUGUUGGUAAAGUUGCUAAUCCAAAGUCCUCAAAUCCGACUCCUAUGGAAGAACUGCAUGCUGAGAUGACUGAUAAAAACAAAUGUGUAGAGAAUGUUGUUUCCUGUAGUCCAAAAAACAGUACAACUAUGGUGCUGCAGCAAUCCACUAGCUUGAAGCAGCUGAGUAUUCGUCCAUUGGGAUCAAUAGGGACUCCUUCUCCAGUGAAUAGAUACAAAUUAGACAAUCGUCCCACUGCAUUUAGAAUUCUUCCUCCUUUACCCGCUGGAUUCGCAAAUGUUGCUAUUAUGAAGGAACACUUUUCACCCUAUGGCGAUCUUUCUAAUGCGGAGUUGGAAGAUCUGGAAUCCCGUGAUUGUGGUAGUGAGUUGGAGGCAUCAAAAGAUUGCUCAGCUUGUAUAACUUUCACGACACGCCGUUCAGCGGAGAGGGCAUUUCUCAAUGGUAAAUGCUGGGAAGGACACGAUUUAAAAUUUAUGUGGCUGACAUCUAGCAUUUCCAGCAAUGACCGUAGUGGCAGAGAAAAUUCUCCAUCCACCACCACCACCCCCAAGGGGCCAUUAAUAGCUGAUGUUGAGCCUGCAGAUAAAGUAACAGACAGUGGUUCACAGGAAGCUGCUGCUGCAUCAGGAAAUGGAGAACCUGAACAUUCCGAAAGACAAGGUAGUGUUGAGCACAUGGAACCGGGUGAGUAUUCCCAGUCUAGUCCGAGGUCAACAUCUGCUGAGAAAGAGUCAUCUAAAGGUGAAGCACUGUAAUUUACACAUGGGCUAAUUUUCAGAUUUGUACAGUCAGGUAAAUGUUAAAUCUGAGAAACUCUAAUUUUCCAGGAAACCUUCUUUAGCAAUUGCUUAAAUUUUUAUUUUUCCAGUGUUUCUUAUUUGUAUGCAUGGGAUUUGUAAAAAGGGAAUUUCCUAUUUUUGACUUUACCUGAGGAUAGUUGAGUGGUGUACCAUGUUGUCUUUCUGCUUAUAGAUUUGUCUAGGACCAAAUCAUUAAAGUUGAAAAUUCUGUUGAAACAUUUAAACGGUUACAUAGAAGAAAA